Messenger RNA from Besnoitia besnoiti, 1281 nucleotides. Its product is annotated as bucentaur or craniofacial development domain-containing protein. The record is from RefSeq and is a predicted model, not a curated record. The transcript is spliced from 9 exons. The coding region runs from base 1 to 1281 and encodes 426 amino acids. NCBI's taxonomy places the organism in Eukaryota, Apicomplexa, Conoidasida, Eucoccidiorida, Sarcocystidae.
AUGGCGUCUUCUCUCCUGGACAUGAAAUUCGGCAGCGACACCGAGGACGACGACGAGGACUACGCUGGGUCAGCAGGGCCCUCCGAGGGAUCCGCGGAGGAGGGUGACGAAAGCGACGACGCUGCCGAGGAGGCCCCAGGACAGAGUGGGCGUCCGAGUGCGCACGCAUACGCUCUCUCCGGCGCGUCGGCAGGGCUCCUGCACUGUGGAACUCUGCAGGACACCGACGACGGCGAACUGACGGCUGGCAGACGCGCGCCCGUUGUCUCGUCUUCGGCCAGACGAAAGCGGCUGCUCAGGGACAAGAAAAAUCAGGAAGCUAAGAAGCGAAGCAAGGCGACCAAGAAGGCCGAAGAGGAGGCACGGAAGGAAGAGGUCUGUUCCCUCUUUGCAGAGAUGGAGGAGGAGUCGCGGCAGGCGCUGGUGGCGUACAACUCGCCGACGCGGACAGACGAUUUUCUGCUGCAAUUUCAUCGGCGGUGCCCGCCAACUGGCGAGAAGAAGAACGGGACCUGGGGCCAGCUGCAGCACCACCUUUCCAUAGCCGUCUCGGCUCUCCAGUCUUGUCAAAGCGCCUCGGCUCAUCUUGCCGUCGAUUCCGCCAAGGAAGCGAGCCCUGAGCCCUCCGCGCGGCAGUCAGCAGCAGCCGCCGCGCCGGGCGACGCGAAGGCGGCGCCGUCGCACGAGGAGAAGGACGCUGAGGAAGGUCUCGCAGCCGGCUCCGACACACGCGACGACGACGCACAAAGCCGCUCGCAGGCGUCGUCUGAGCCAUUGCCCUCCGGUCGGGCCUUCAGCGUGCGCGAAUUUAAGCAGAGAUGCCGUCGUCCGACAGACGCCGCCAUGGCCAAGAUGCGGGAGGAAGCGAUGCGCAACUUGGACUCGACCGGAGAAAUUACUGUGAAGAAGAUCGUUCAGUUCGCCGGGAAGAGUGUCGAGAUCGAGGUGCGCAUGGAGGCGGCCUCGGAGCAGUACCAGAAGUUCUUGCAGAAGCAACAGAAGACGCAGCAGCUGGGCGGUCAAUUUGCCGAGCUCGACGGCCUCGUGUCAGCGCUCGACGGCCCCUCGGCCAUCAACUCGGUUCAAAAGUCGCAAGCCGACUGGGAGAAAUUCAAGCGCGACAGAGGUAUCGAGGCGGAGCUCAAGAAGGGUCACGGAUAUUUGGACAAACAAGCUUUCCUCGCGGCCACCGAGUGGCGUCAGCACGAGCAAAAUGUGGAAGUCCGCCGGCGGCUGCAGCUUCAGCAGCAGAUGUCGCAGUCAAAUUCGUCUCGCAGUUGA